ACUGUUAUUGGGCUCAUUGGCGGCAAGCCUGGCCCAAUCUCCCUCCCUCUCUCUCUCUCUCUCUCUCUCUCUCUCUCUCUCUCUCUCUCGAUUGCACAAAUGCCCAACUCAAUUUGAAAAAUCAAUCGGGGAUGGAUCUUCUCAUCUACUUGCGAAAAGCGGGGGAGCCUAAUCAUAUCCUAAUACCUAAAACCUUCUGGAGUUAGCUUGCUGAUCAUAUCCGUUACCAUACACAUGAUAUGGUUGACAUUCAAUUCGAUGCCAAGCCUAGUAAUCUCAUUGAUGGUGAGGAAGUAAAGAAGAAGAAGAUGGUAGAGAUCACCCUCAAAACCGUCGGUCCAUCUCCCCCUUCUCCCCUGCAAGUCCCCUCUCCCAUCAGAGUACGUGAUUUGAGAACAUUGAUAGCUGGAAAUGGUUGUCUUCCAAUUGAGAAUUUGAGGCUUAUUUUGCGAGGGGAUGUAUUGCACGAUACCAAAAAUGGAGAUGAUGUGUAUCUUCCACUCAGUGAUGGAGAUGCCGUUAUUGUAGCUGUCAAGCCACAGGCCCCAGUUAAAAAUAUUCGGAAUGGAUUGGAUGAUGACGAUGAUGAAGAUGAUCUGAAGUUUCAGCUUCCGCAGUCAGCAAGUUGGUGGAAAAAGAGGCUUUUCUUUUUCCUACAUGACAAACUGAAGUUUCCUGAUAUCCUUUUGAUGGCAAUCUUUUCUCUGAGUCUUAAGGGGUGGGCUGCUAUCAUCAUGUGGUUUAUCUUUGCACCCAUUGCCCACAGAUGGGAUGUAGGACCUUUAUAUAUCCUUGGGACGGGUUUUUUAAUCAUUUUCCUGAACCUUGGAAAGCGGCAACAGGGUGACAUCAGUGCGUAUUCCAUCUUCAAUGAUGACUUCAGGGAACUGCCAGGAACACUAAAUGCAGACCGUCUGGAUAGAGACAUACGGGCAGGUCAGUUUUGAGGCUGCCUUGCAACAGUUUUGAUGAUCUCAAAAAGGAAAUGUUGUGUUGUGAAUUUAUUAUACAUACCAACGAAAAGAAAUUUCCAUUCCGCCAGAGAAAUAUUUGGGUUUUCUUAUGAGAUUUCUUUUGUUGAGUGUAUUUUGAGAUUCGAAUUUUUUUUUUCUUGAAUAGAAAGAGCAAUCAAUGUAUAUUUCUUCUUUGUCAA
Molecule: messenger RNA, 1153 nt
Organism: Malania oleifera
Lineage: Eukaryota; Viridiplantae; Streptophyta; Magnoliopsida; Santalales; Ximeniaceae
Exons: 7
Coding region: 240-947 (235 amino acids)
Molecular function (GO): protein binding
Source: RefSeq, a predicted model, not a curated record